This is a messenger RNA of Neoarius graeffei (lesser salmon catfish), 1719 nucleotides long. It is a transcript of the gene gclm, whose product is annotated as glutamate-cysteine ligase, modifier subunit. Gene Ontology annotation, cellular component: glutamate-cysteine ligase complex. NCBI's taxonomy places the organism in Eukaryota, Metazoa, Chordata, Actinopteri, Siluriformes, Ariidae. The transcript is spliced from 7 exons. Gene Ontology annotation, molecular function: enzyme regulator activity; glutamate-cysteine ligase catalytic subunit binding. Gene Ontology annotation, biological process: glutathione biosynthetic process. The coding region runs from base 159 to 971 and encodes 270 amino acids. The record is from RefSeq and is a predicted model, not a curated record.
AUGAACUCAAUACUAACCGUAAACGCGAAGUCAUACCGAGCAGCGCACGCGCCGUGUGUGGAGCCGCGCUGACGGUAAAAGCAGUGUGAAGACGCGCUGACGGUAAAAGCAGUGUGAAGACGCGCUGACGGUUGUGUUUCCACUGUAGGCUGCGGAAUAUGGAGGUCGGUAGUCACGUGAAGUUGUUUCUCGAUCACGCUACGACUCUGAAGCUGCACACGGGGAAUUUAGUGAACCGCUGCCGCCUUAAAUGCCCGUCUUCAGCGAGUGAGGAGCUUCAAGAUUGCAUCAGAGCAACACUUAGUGAGUGGCUUGCGAUGUUACCCAAAACACCCGAAAUAGAUUUGCCCGGAGCUCUGGACUGCACAAUCCCACAGAAUACAGAACUGAUCACACCCGAGGAGAGGGAAGAACUGAGGGUGUCCGUCAAGCUGUUUCUCGCCGAGUCUAAUUGCUCAUCUAUAAAAAAUGCAGUAGACCUGGCGUGCGUGUCAUUAGGUGUGUCUCAACUUGAUUCAGUUAUCAUCGCUCCUCCUGUGCUGCCUGAGGGUGAGACUCUAACUCUGGCUCACCUGCAGCCGUUGUGGGCCAAGCUGGAAGAAGUUGUUCAGAACCAAAAAGCUGCUUCCAUCGGCACCUCAGACCUGGACAAGACUCAGCUAGAAGAGCUGUACAACUGGGCACAGGUCAAACCGAGCAGUAACCAGGUAAACCUGGCCUCCUGCUGUGUGAUGCCUCCUGACCUCACUGCAUUUGCUAAAGAGUUCGACAUCCAGCUCCUGACACACAAUGACUCCAAAGAGCUUCUCAGUUCAGCAGACUUUCAGGAGGCCAUGCAGGAGAGUUGCAAGGACCUGCAGGUGGCAGACUGGCGGCUCGAGUGGGUCUUGCGUUACUCCAUCAUUGUCAAAAGCCGGGGCAUCAUCAAAGCCAAAGGCUACCUCGUUCAUGCACAGAAGAACACCAUAUAGCACCUCAUGAUAUAGUACCUCCAUUUCUGGAAUUUCUAAAAUGCAUAGAUUUCUAGCUUGCUAUCAAAUCCAUCAGUGAAAUUUAUAUGUGAUCUGUAUUUCCUCAUCAGCGAAGGCUGAAGUUCAGUUGACCUCAAUCAUGCUGUGAAAUAUUUUUCCAAGUGUUUGAAUGCUUAGUCCUGGAAAUCAGAUCUGUUCAACCUUUGUAUCAUACACUACUGCAGCCUGCACCAUGUGAAUGAUUUUGCAUUUUGUAGAUAACUGAGGUUAAUGCACCGCUUGUCUUCAUGUGCCUCAGACUUUUGUCAGAAAUUUCUUGGUUUCUUUACAGGCAAUACAGCAGUACAGUUUACUAAGAAUGGAGUUUUACAGGAUGCUUCAUAAUUACCAGUAUAGUUUUGUCCUUUUCUAGAAUGUCACCCUUUUUGGUAUUUGUCUCGGUUAUGGCAUGUAACCCUCACCUUAAAACAAGUAAUAGAUUUGGCUAAAUGUCAUUUCCUGAUUGAGGUAUUGCGUCAAUACUGUGCAAAAGUUUUACAUAUAUGAAAAUCAGCAUGUGUUCAUUGUAUACAAAGAAAGGACAAGAUACAACACGAAGGAAAUAAUAUUGAAAGAAAUUAAGUUGAACCAAAAUAUGUGCUUGUUUAUUUGACAGACACACGAGGGUCCAGAAUUGGCUACUGUAAUUAUGGUUUUACAAUGUUCUCUACUUCAUAUUUUUAUUGGGUUCAUAAAGAUAAUGUUCAAA